CACAGGUGGCAGUUUAGCACCUCGGGUCCACCUCCAGGGCACAGGCUGUAGCUCAUUCUGACCACUUCUCCUCACCCAGGAAUCGCUUCUAAGGGAGUUUUUUGUUUUUGUUUUAAGUUUUGGGGUUUUUAGGGCACCUUUACUUUCCAGUUUAAGCAACACAAAAUGGCACCAAAGAAGGACGUAAAGAAACCAGCAGCAGCCGCACCAGCACCUGCACCAGCACCAGCACCUGCACCAGCCAAACCCAAAGAACCUGCAAUCGAUCUCAAGAGCAUCAAGAUCGAGUUCUCCAAGGAGCAGCAGGAUGACUUCAAGGAGGCUUUCCUCCUCUUUGACAGGACUGGUGAUGCCAAGAUCACCCUGAGCCAGGUUGGUGAUAUCAUCCGGGCGCUGGGGCAGAACCCUACAAAUGCUGAGGUCAACAAGAUCCUGGGCAACCCCAGCAAAGAGGAGAUGAAUGCCAAGAAGAUUACUUUUGAAGAGUUCCUGCCCAUGUUGCAAGCAGCUGCUAACAACAAGGAACAGGGCACCUUUGAAGACUUCGUUGAAGGUCUGCGUGUCUUUGACAAGGAAGGCAACGGCACAGUCAUGGGUGCUGAGCUCCGUCAUGUGCUGGCAACUCUAGGCGAGAAGAUGACAGAAGAGGAAGUAGACGAACUCAUGAAAGGUCAGGAAGACUCGAAUGGCUGCAUCAACUAUGAAGCAUUUGUAAAGCACAUCCUGUCUGUCUAAGUGGACUUCUCCAGAUGAACAAGUCAAAUUCAGAAAGACCAGAUGGCACACGAGAUCUGCCUGAAAUUCUUGCUCAGUCUGUCACCAUCGACAUGGAAACUGCAUAGGACUGGAUUAUGUGCCUCCAACCCUACCACUUUUUACCAGCACAUCCAUGGGUAUCAUCUCUGGGUCACCACACUUUCAUGUAAAAAACCUGAGAUUUCACCAAAGCAAAUGAGAUGGAAUAAACUGCCACCAUCCAGGUUCAAUCCAUCCCAACCAUCUCUUUCCAUGUUAUUUGCAUUGAAACAAUGUAAUUUCUUGGAAAAAUAAAACAUCAGUAAAUCCCUGUGGUCA
Acanthisitta chloris (rifleman) is the source of this 1074-nucleotide messenger RNA. It is a transcript of the gene MYL1, whose product is annotated as myosin, light chain 1, alkali; skeletal, fast. Bases 166 to 735 code for a protein of 189 amino acids. The record is from RefSeq and is a predicted model, not a curated record. Gene Ontology annotation, molecular function: calcium ion binding. NCBI's taxonomy places the organism in Eukaryota, Metazoa, Chordata, Aves, Passeriformes, Acanthisittidae. Gene Ontology annotation, cellular component: myosin II complex; contractile muscle fiber. The transcript is spliced from 8 exons.